Molecule: messenger RNA, 1302 nt
Organism: Dacryopinax primogenitus
Lineage: Eukaryota; Fungi; Basidiomycota; Dacrymycetes; Dacrymycetales; Dacrymycetaceae
Exons: 4
Coding region: 1-1302 (433 amino acids)
Source: RefSeq, a predicted model, not a curated record
AUGGUGAGGGUCACUCCACCAAUGAGAUCUUCGCCUGUCAACAAUACUAUACAAGGAGACAUCAACCGCCCAAGGCAAGACAUUCUACCAUCUCUUGACUGGAGAGACCAUGAAAUGGAUCAGGAGAUGGGCUUCGAAGAAUUACAAGAAGAGCUGGACAUGUCGCUGAAUGACACAGCUGAUUACGAGCUCCACAAAUCCCUACAGAACGGCUCUCAAUGCACCACGGUACCACGGAGUCACAGGGACGAUCCUCCGCAUGGAAACACCAUCGAGACCGAUGCUUGGUCAGCUGAACACAUGAUACACUCUGUGACCGGUUCGCCGAGAGGAGUUCCAAGCGUGAAGAAAAGGCGGAUGAAACUUACCAUGCCGGUGCACCAGCUCAAGCGACAGAAGAUGCGGUUUGAUGUACAAAAUGCAGAGAAUUCGGGUCCUGUCUCGGGCUCAGGUCGAUCGAGCCUCUUGAGCGUACAGCAUGAUCCCCAGCGACAGCUCUUAGAGUGGUAUCAUGCUGAACAGGAUUAUGAUAUACCGAUCUGGAUUUCUUUUCAAGCCGUUCACCUGAAGCAGAAGGUGGUUAGGUACACUGCCGGUAUGGGUGCUCCUGGAUAUCAUGAGUUGGAUGCUGUCUAUGUUCCCCCCGAGCAGCUGUCUGUUUCCCUUAUACGGCGCUGGGGAUGGGUUGUCACAAGGUGGCCGAAUGAGUGCAGCGUCACGUUGUCCCAUGGCUUCUAUCAUUGUGUUGCGUGUCAGGCUACGGCACAUCCUAGCGAUAAGAAAAAGAAGGCAACAACAUCGAAGAAGAAGAAGUUUGGCUCCCCUCAAGACGAACACCACGAUGUCAUUGUUGUGAAGCGCAAUCCAACCGUGUCCGAUGAAGGCUCAGUUGUUCCCUUGUAUCGAUUGGUGGAAAUCUGCAUACAAGUUCCUGAAGAUGCAUGCUUGGCAUGCGUACAGAGAGGCCGUCCCUGCCUCUGGUGCAAGGAAGGUCUUAAGAACAUCCCAGCGCUCACCUAUGCAAAGCCAACGGAUCAAUGGAUCGAAGGCGACAAACCAACUUCAGAACAACUUUUCAAUCGCCUCGCUCAUCUUCAGCAUUGGGCUGGUGCCCGGCCACCCACAAAGCACCAGAAGUGGCGACUGAACCGUGCCGAACGACCAAUGGGCGAUCAUGAACGAAACAGGCAAGGAAAACGAGGCAAGGAGGGGGAAGCGGACGAGGGUGACAAUGGACAGGACGGCGGUGGCAGGGGGCGGGAUGGUACAGAGGGUAGCGAGGACGAGGGUAGCAAUGAGUAA